Messenger RNA from Striga asiatica, 318 nucleotides. Lineage: Eukaryota; Viridiplantae; Streptophyta; Magnoliopsida; Lamiales; Orobanchaceae. The record is from the annotation of a GenBank genome assembly.
AUGUCAGCACGUCAUAGAAGAGUUGAAUCUACAAACAACAAAUCAAAGGACAAUCAACUGUACUUCGUCGGGGGUUCGAAGAUAGAUCUCAAUCUCAACUCCGGCAAACCAAUUGUGGCGUGGAUCGACUACGAUUCCGGCACGAAAUCUCGUCAACGUCACCAUCUCGCCGUCGUCAACAAAACCCCUAACCCCUCUCCUCUCCUACAUAAUAGAUCUAUCUUCGAUUCUACCCGCCUCUCUCUUUACCCAAACAAAUUUAAAAGGGAGGAGCAGUGGGGAGGAAGAACAGCGGCGGAAUGUAAAAGAAAAAGUUGA